Messenger RNA from Pongo pygmaeus (Bornean orangutan), 768 nucleotides. Its product is annotated as protein FAM106C-like. Bases 1 to 750 code for a protein of 249 amino acids. The transcript is spliced from 4 exons. The record is from RefSeq and is a predicted model, not a curated record. Lineage: Eukaryota; Metazoa; Chordata; Mammalia; Primates; Hominidae.
AUGGACCUGACCCCUGGCAUUGACCUCACCACCAUUAUGUUUUCCUGGCUGCUGCUUCCUGAAGAAGAAUCCACCCACAUGGGGGUAGCCCAGGUGCAGCAACUCCCAGGGAUAGCAGAGCCUUGCCCGGAGCUGGGGAUGGGCUGUCAGGGAAGACAUUGCAACGCUGAAAAAGAGUCAUACUGGUGCUACAAGGUUCAAGCCGAGUCCUCCAACUACACCUGCUUGGCUCCUGCCUUCCUGUUACCGUCUACUAUGUUCCUCAUUCACCUUCCACUCGGCACCAACAGGCUGCACUGCCUCCAAAACGCAUCACUUGAAUCCUGCCUCUGCUCCUUUGUCCAUCUGAAUCACCCUCUCCACAUUUCUGACCCUGUAAUCCUGAUCUCACUUCAUGAGGCCGUUCGCUUCCCUUUUGCAUUUAGCUUUCCCCGGGGUACACUGUCAAUAGCCUACUGUCUGAUGUCAUCAGUCAGCACUUCAUCAGAGGCAAUUAUGUCUACAGAGCUUUUGGCUCAUUACUGUCACUCCUCCUUACAUGUGUGCAUAUGCAUAUCAUCUUUCCCUAAUGAGACUGGAAAUAAUGAUUCAUUCCCUGGAGCAGUGGUUUCCAUAAAUGACCAACUCACAGACCAGUGCAAACUGGCUGCGGAAGAGCUUACUCUGAGAAACUUAUUAGAAUGCAGAUUCUCGGACUGCGUGGGAGAGGAGGAUCUCAUAAAUCUGGGUGUAAUAGGCACAGAACAUUAGGUGUAAUAUGGGCGGGAC